Molecule: messenger RNA, 3834 nt
Organism: Pezoporus flaviventris
Lineage: Eukaryota; Metazoa; Chordata; Aves; Psittaciformes; Psittacidae
Exons: 16
Coding region: 1-3834 (1277 amino acids)
Molecular function (GO): protein binding
Source: RefSeq, a predicted model, not a curated record
AUGAACCUCAGCGACGUCCUCCCAGUCUCCAGCCGCCAGAGAACACCCAGCCCUCCUGCAGCACAGCCCCCUGCACAAUACCCAACAGAGGACCCAAAUCUCGACCGGUCUGGCGAGAGUCAGGAUCAUUCCCACGCCAUGGGGCAGACCAACAGGACUGACAGGAUGGAGAAUGAGGAUAGCGCAGAUGAGGAGGAAGCACCAUCCCCAACACAGGACUCUGCUGGGACAGAUGAGGAGCAGAAGCAGCAGGACAGCGAUGGGACAGUGGGCAGCGAGGGUGCAGAAGAAGAGCCCGCAGCAGCCGAGGGUAGAGCAGAGCAGAGACUGAGCACUACGCAGCAUUUCUUCUACGCUCUGCUGCCUAAAAACGCCCCCCUGCUGCCAGCAGCACGCCAGAGGACACGGCUGCAGCAGAGCGUUCCUCUCUCGGCGGGAGACCACCCACCGCCCCUGCAAGCACCACCACACACGGGCAGCACAAGGAGCAGGAACCCCCGAGCCCAAGGGUUCAUGGCACAGGUGGCUCGAGCCCUGCGCGAGGACUGUGGCCUGCCCCAGCUCCAGCAGGCCUGCGCCGAGAUGGUCUCGAGGACGGAGCUGCUCCUGAAGCUGCUGAGUGAGAGGCAGCGUGACCCGGAGCCCUCUGACCUCCUUGAGCAGUGUGUGCGGGAGGAGGAUGCCGGCACCUCUCGUCCCCAUGCCCAAGUCCAGGCGGGGGAGAUGGGCAGUGAAUCUGCAGAGACGGAGAUGGCCAAUCACACCUUUGACCGCUGGCUGCCGCCGGUGCUGGCGCUCUUGCUGUUACUGACCCUCAUCACGUCCGUUGCUCUCCUGGUGCAGUGCUGUUUCAAGAGCUGCCGGGAGCAGCAGGCAGGGCACAGAGGCCUCUCUCUGGCUGUCCGCAUGGGCAGCAAACACUCGGCUGCUGGUGCCUUUGCAACAGGCUGCAGAAAUCUUGGAACCCUCAAGAGUAAAGUUGCUGCUGUGGGAUCCCCAGUGCUGCUUCCUGGGCUGGGUAACAUCACGCAGGUCUACUCCGUGCAGUGGGAAUACCUCAGUGGUGCCAGCUCCCACACCGUCCUGCAGUACUACAAGGGAUCCCACAGCCCAGCCAUCCACGCACCCUACGCAGGACAAGCUGUUUUCCGUCCAUCCGAUGGAUCUCUCCUGCUGGAGGAGCGUGUCCAGGAAAGUGACAGUGGCAUCUACAAAGCAACUGUCAACAUGGGAGACAGGGAGAGCCUGAAAAUCCUGCUGGAAGUCCUCAAUGUGCUGGUCUGUAACACGCCCCAGGUGGGGCAGAGCGACCAGCUCCAACGGCAGGGGAUUGUCCCAUGUCACAGUGGGGACGCACGCUCGCAGGCCCGGCCGAUGCAACUCCUGCGGCGAGGCCCCAUUGUGAGGUGUGAGGUGUCCCGGGCUGUAUCUGCCCAGCAGGGCCAGCACAGCGCCAGAUCCGCUGCUGGUCGCAGACGAGAGCUCCUGGUUUGGAUCCCCAGCCUUGAGCCUCGUGUGGUACCAAAGGCGCUCAGGCCCUGUGUCGCUAUGGCACCGCUGCUGCUGCUGCUGCUGCUGCUGGGCCUGGCCCCCGGCCUGGCCCGGCCCCUGGGGCCCUGCCCGGGGCCCUGCCGCUGCCGCGGGCGCCGCCUGGACUGCAGCAGCGCUGCCCUGGCCCGCGUGCCCCUGGCCACCCCCCAACGGCCCUUCUCCGUGCUGGAUUUCACUGGGAACGCGCUCGCCCUCAUUCGCCCUCAGCCGUGGAAGGGAUACCUGUGGGCUGAGAAGCUAGUCCUCCAGCACAACAACCUGCUGGCGGUGAAGAGGCGCUCGCUGGGGGGGCUGCUCCUGCUGAGGCACCUGGAUUUAUCUUACAACAAAAUCCAGUUGAUCGAGGCACGUGCUUUUGAGAACCUUCCUUUCCUGGAGACCAUAAGCCUGGAGGGAAAUCUCAUCACCCAGAUCCGGAGCGACACCUUCCGGGCAUGGCACGGGAUGCAGUUCCUCCAGACGCUGGUCCUGCGCCAUAACCCCCUGUCUGUUAUCGAGGACACGUGGUUCUUCAAGCUGCCUUCAGUCACUCACCUGGACCUGGGUGCCACACGAGUGACUCGGCAGACGCUGCUCAUGCUGCUCCUGAGAACAUCCCGCUUGGAAACACUCAAGCUGUCCAUCGACACGGCCUGCUGCCUCUGCCAGCACAAGCACAGCACUGAGACCCCGUGCAGGACCCUCAGCUUCGACUGCAUGAGCGUGUGCAACAGCACUGUUCCCCGCUGCGCUCCCCUGGCAGAGACACCAGGGCUCCUAAUGGGACCGGUGCCCCCCAAGAAAGGGAACAACAGGUCUGUGUUGAAUCUCCAGCCUAAGGAGCCUUCACUCGGGGAGCAGAGAACCGUCACGCUCACAGUUGCCCGGAGCCUGAGCAGCCCCGAUGCAUCAGCACCUUCCCCUCAGCAGCUCUCGAGGCAGGAGGGCAACACCGCCAAGGAGCUGACGCUGAUGCUGCGGAGCAUUCAGCACGGGGGCUGGAGCAGCUCUAUCGACACCAGGAGGCUCUAUUUCCUAGCAGAGGGGCUCGUGGCACAGCUAAAGAACAAGCUGCACAAGGCCAUGAGCAUCCUGACUGUGAAAAGCCCCAGCACAGCCCGGCCAGCGCAGAGGGACAAGGGGCACGAGGUGGCAGUAGGGGAGGGAGGAAGAGCCAUAAACUGGCAGAAACAGGAGCUGGGCUUAGGCUUGACCCGCGCAGAGUCCAUCUUAUGGGAAGCAGUGCGGAGCAUGAACCUCAGCGACGUCCUCCCAGUCUCUAGUCACCAGAGAACACCCAGCCCUCCUGCAGCACAGCCCCCUGCACAAUACCCAACAGAGGACCCAAAUCUCGACCGGUCUGGCGAGAGUCAGGAUCAUUCCCACGCCAUGGGGCAGACCAACAGGACUGACAGGAUGGAGAAUGAGGAUAGUGCAGAAAAUGAGGAGGAAGCACCAUCGCCAACACAGGACUCUGCUGGGACAGAUGAGGAGCAGAAGCAGCAGGACAGCGAUGGGACAGUGGGCAGCGAGGGUGCAGAAGAAGAGCCCGCAGCAGCAGAGGGUAGAGCAGAGCAGAGACUGAGCACUAUCCAGCAUUUCUUCUAUGCUCUGCUGGCUAAAAACGGCCCCCCUGCUGCCAGCAGCACACCAGAGGACACGGCUGCAGCAGAGCGUUCCUCUCUCGGCGGGAGACCACCCACCGCCCCUGCAAGCACCACCACACAGCAGCCCAAGGAGCAUCACAAGGAGCAGGAACCCCCGAGCCCAAGGGCACAGGGCAGCUCCAGGGCCCCGGGUGGCGCGGCCAUGCGACGACCCCCCUUUGACACCCUGCUCAGCCGCCACCUGCACUCUCUGGUGCCAGAUGGAGCCCUGCGCAGGUUCAUGGCACAGGUGGCUCGAGCCCUGCGCGAGGACUGUGGCCUGCCCCAGCUCCAGCAGGCCUGCGCCGAGAUGGUCUCGAGGACGGAGCUGCUCCUGAAGCUGCUGAGUGAGAGGCAGCGUGACCCGGAGCCCUCUGACCUCCUGGAGCAGUGUGUGCGGGAGGAGGAUGCCGGCACCUCUCGUCCCCAUGCCCAAGUCCAGGCCAGGGAGAUGGGCAGUGAAUCUGCAGAGACGGUAGGAGAGAACGGGGCAUGGCUGCAGGAGAUGGCCAAUCACACCUUUGACCGCUGGCUGCCGCCGGUGCUGGCGCUCUCGCUGUUACUGAACUUCAUCACGUCCGUUGCUCUCCUGGUGCAGUGCUGUUUCAAGCACCCGUUGCUUCCAGCCGUGCAGCAAUGCCCCUGCUCCCUGCCCUGA